UUGUACCAAUUAAUCUAAAAAUGAACUCUAAAAGAACAAAAACUCGGAACCAAGGAAAAUUUGCCUUGAAUCGUAGAAAAAUUAUCCUUUCAAGGACUUUAGAAAAGAGCAUUGAUAAAAUUCAGCCUAAAAAAUCCCCUUCUGAUUAUAAACUUCCUAAAUAAGAUCACUAUGCCACUAGAGAAGUUAAUAGAUCUCUCAAAGUCCUUUGACAGAAUUCCUCCAGCAAAGAAGACGAAAGUUGGAAACAGGAAGUUCAAAGUAUAUUCGCUCAGGUCUUGCUUCAGUGAAGAAGAGCGCAAAGAAACUAUUCAUAACAGCAAAACUCCUGCAAUAAAGAUGGUUGACAGGUCACAUUACAAGCUGACACCUUCGAACUAUCUAGAUAGCCAGAAACGGUUCCAGAAAAUGCUUAAAAAUAAGAUAAUAAACAGGUAUAAAGACUGCCAAGGGGCUGUUAAAAAGGAUAGGCGAGGGAAAAUUACCAAAAUCACGGCUAAAAUUUUACCAGAUAUUUAUACAUCACGGAUAUCAAUCUCGAAGUAUAAGUAUGACCCAAGUAAUUACCAAACCAAGCCAUAAAUUAUUCAAUCUUA
Molecule: messenger RNA, 596 nt
Organism: Moneuplotes crassus
Lineage: Eukaryota; Ciliophora; Spirotrichea; Euplotida; Euplotidae
Source: the annotation of a GenBank genome assembly